This is a messenger RNA of Helobdella robusta, 1788 nucleotides long. RefSeq lists its product as hypothetical. Gene Ontology annotation, biological process: homophilic cell-cell adhesion. The transcript has 2 exons. Gene Ontology annotation, molecular function: calcium ion binding. The coding region runs from base 1 to 1788 and encodes 595 amino acids. NCBI's taxonomy places the organism in Eukaryota, Metazoa, Annelida, Clitellata, Rhynchobdellida, Glossiphoniidae. The record is from RefSeq and is a predicted model, not a curated record. Gene Ontology annotation, cellular component: membrane.
AUGUUCAUAGUGAACUUUUGGUUUUUACUAUUUUCUAUAUCCUUAAAAACAAUUUUUGGAUACGACGCCAUCUUGAAUUAUGACAUCACGGAAGAAAUACUUCCGGUGGGGUCUUACAUCGGCGACGUGCACAGAGAAUUAUUCAAACACAGCUGGAAACACGGCCAAAACGACAAGCUGGAAUUUACAUUUAAAACACGCCCAUCAGUUAAAAUGGCGACAUCCGGCAAGACUUACUAUUUAACAUCUUUGGAUCGUCGAAGUGGGAUCCUGAGGACGGCGCAUAGGAUUGAUAGGGAAUCAAUUUGUCCGGCUGAAAUCACAUCAGCAUCGUCAUCAUCCUUAUCAUCACUAUCAUUAUCAUCAUCAUUAUCAUCAUCACCACAAUCGUUACCAACAUUAUCAUUGAAAUCAUCGUCGGAGUCAUCAUUUUUUGAGUCGUUGAUGCCGUCAUCACUGUCAAGCUUAUCUUCAUCAUCGUCUUCCUUCUCGCCAUCAUCAUCUUCCUCCUCAUCUUCAUCCUCCUCCUCAUUAUCAUCAUCCUUAUCAUCUUCACAAUCUCCACUGAGAACAAAAACAUCCCAUUUGAUGUACCCACCAACAGUACAUGGCGUUGAUGAGUGCACUGUUGAGAUGGUCGUCCUCGUCUCUACUGAGACUACUUUACUUCAAAUUCAGAUCUUCAUGGAAGUUCACGACAUCAACGACCACCCCCCUCGCUGGACAGUACCCUCUUACGAGUUCCACCUCAGAAAAUCGUUAAUGAAACCAGGUCAUGGUUUGAAGUUACCACUGACCUUUGACAUAGAUAGAGUCAGCCAAUCAACGUGCAGCUACAAUAUGACUCCGCCCUCCGAAUUGUUUCAGUUGGUGUUUAGACGUCGGGGCGGUGAGUUCCGAGACGAACUGACGAUUGUGAUAACUACUCCGAGUUUCAGUGAACUUGGAAAAACCUACUUUCGAUUUCAUGUGGUGGCCAGUGACAAUGGAAAUCCCCCACUUUCAUCCACGUUAAUGGUUUCGAUAUUUAUAGAGGGCGAAUCAGAAAACAGAAAAAUCAGCGAUGAGAUGUCGCGGACAGUUUCGGUUUCGACAUCGAUAUCACCAAAUGUGACUCAACCGCCGAACGUUACGACGGCCUUACCGAUCUCAUUCGCUUUGCUCCGAGUCGAUACUAACGGUUUAAAUGCAUCGUCGGGCACUACCGACUAUUACUUGACUCAUGCCCACACACAAUCGCAAACAGUUUCUUUACUUCUCAUCGCCUUCGUUUGUCUCUGUUUCAUUUUCAUUCUGUUCAUCGUUUCAGGUUUGCUGAUCAGCUGUGUAGUUAAGAAUAACAAAAACAAAAUGGCCAAACGAAUGGACGAAAUGAAUUAUAACUCCAUCAAAAAGAGCCACAACGUCGACCAGGACACUGGCAAGCGCUACAACAACAAACGCAACAGCAGCAGCUGCACCAUCGACGACAACAUCCACAUCACCAGCAGCGAAACUCCACUCACGAAUUAUGGAUUCAACUGUAAAAUAAACCCUACAAACAAUUUCAUCGAAUCGACAACUCAGAGAACAGCAAGAACGGCCACCCACCACAACCCAGUGGUUGUUUUCGUGAAAAACAACGACCCAACAAACCAUGCCACCACUACAUCUACUGCCGCGUUUCUCAAAAGCCCGUUGCGUAACUGUGAAUAUGAUGAAAAUAAGAGGAUAGGGACGAUGAGUAAGUGGGAGCAGGAUAGAAGCAAGAGGAUAGGGAGGUACAUAGACUGGUCAUCUCCCUUCUGA